Messenger RNA from Hemisphaericaspora subhashii, 2211 nucleotides. RefSeq names its product ATP-binding cassette Fe/S cluster precursor transporter (gene ATM1). The transcript has a single exon. The coding region runs from base 1 to 2211 and encodes 736 amino acids. NCBI's taxonomy places the organism in Eukaryota, Fungi, Ascomycota, Pichiomycetes, Serinales, Debaryomycetaceae. Gene Ontology annotation, molecular function: ABC-type transporter activity; ATP binding; ATP hydrolysis activity. Gene Ontology annotation, biological process: transmembrane transport; intracellular iron ion homeostasis. The record is from RefSeq and is a predicted model, not a curated record. Gene Ontology annotation, cellular component: mitochondrial inner membrane.
AUGUUUCGGACAUUGCUUAUUAGAUCGGUAUACAAGAGACACCCUGCAAGUGUCUUGAACACUAUCAAGAAUCGUCUACCUCAUGUCAAAUAUGACAUAACUCAUCAUGCCAAGCUACUAUCCAUAGAUUCCACCAGACAUUAUGCAACAACUAAUAAGGUUGAAAAUAAUAGUAAACCAACUACAACAACACCUAUUAUACAGCAACCUCCAGCAGCACAACAACCAACUUCUUCACCACAGAAAGCUUCGGCAGUUAUACCGGACCAGAAACAGAAACAGCCUGAUACUACUGAUGACAGUGAAUCAUCAUCCACAUCUUUAUUUGGCCGGAAAAUUUCCACAUCAGAAGUUUUCAUGUUAAAAUCUCUCUUAUCCACAAUUUGGCCCAAGAAUAAACCAUCAUUUAAGAUUAGAGUCGCAAUAGCAUUUUCAUUACUUAUAGGAGCCAAACUUUUAAAUGUCCAAGUUCCAUUUUUUUUCAAAUCAAUAAUUGAUCAAAUGAAUGUAGAUUUUUCAUCGGUAGGAACUGCUGGGAUUGCCAUAGGAUCAAUGAUUUUCGCCUAUGGUGGUGCUAGAUUUGGAGCAGUACUUUUUGGAGAAUUACGUAAUGCGGUAUUUGCCAGUGUUUCUCAAAGUGCCAUUAAGAGAGUGGCAUAUAAUACAUUUGUAAGAUUAUUGCAUAUGGAUUUGAAUUUCCAUUUAUCUAGACAAACGGGUGGAUUAACCCGUGCUAUUGACAGAGGUACUAAGGGGAUCAGUUAUGUGUUAUCGGCAAUGGUAUUCCAUAUCAUACCUAUAACAUUUGAAAUUACUAUGGUUUGUGGGAUUUUGAGUUAUAAUUAUGGUGUUCCAUUUGCAGCUGUGACUUUUUUCACCAUGUUGGCAUAUUCAAUUUUCACAAUCAAGACCACUAGUUGGAGAACAAAUUUUAGACGACAAGCUAAUAAUGCCGAUAAUAAGGCAGCAAGUGUUGCUUUAGAUUCAUUGAUCAAUUAUGAAGCUGUUAAAUAUUUCAAUAAUGAAAUGUAUCAAGCAUCAAAAUAUGAAUCAUCUUUAACUAAAUAUCAAAAUGCGUCAAUCAAGGUUGCAACUUCCUUGGCAUUCUUAAAUGCAGGUCAAAAUUUGAUCUUUUCUUCUGCUUUAACUGCCAUGAUGUAUAUGGGUUGUCAAGGUGUUGCCGAUGGCUCAUUAAGUGUCGGAGACUUGGUGUUGAUUAAUCAAUUAGUAUUCCAAUUGAGUGUACCUUUAAAUUUCUUGGGUAGUGUUUAUCGAGAAUUAAAACAAUCAUUACUUGAUAUGGAAAAUUUAUUCCAAUUACAAAAUGUUGAUAUAAUGAUUAAAGACAAUCCAAAAGCAAAACCAUUAAAUGUGACUCAUGGUGAAAUUAAAUUUGAGAAUGUUACAUUUGGAUAUCAUCCUGAACGUCCAAUUCUUAAAAAUGCCACAUUUACAAUUCCACCGGGGGAAAAAGUUGCAAUUGUUGGACCAUCAGGUAGUGGGAAAUCAACCAUUUUACGGUUGGUGUUUAGAUUUUAUGAUGUUACUGAGGGAAGAAUUUUGAUUGAUGGGCAAGAUAUCCGUGAUGUAACCCUUGAAUCACUUCGUAAGAAUAUUGGAAUUGUUCCUCAAGAAACCCCAUUGUUUAACGAAUCUAUUCUUGAAAAUGUCAGAUAUGGAAGAUUGGAUGCAAGUGAUGAAGAAGUCCAAAGAAUGAUUGAAUCGGUUCAAUUGGAUAAAUUGAUUAAGGAUUUACCAGAUGGUGUGAAUACUAUUGUAGGUGAAAGAGGUAUGAUGAUUUCAGGUGGGGAGAAACAACGAUUAGCAAUGGCUAGAUUAUUAUUGAAGAAGGCCCCUAUAACCUUUUUCGAUGAAGCAACAUCAGCUUUAGAUACUCAUACUGAGCAAGCUUUACUUAAGACAAUCAGAUCAAUUUUCAAACAGAAUGAAAAUACCAAUAUUGCAAUUGCUCAUAGAUUAAGAACGAUUGCCGAUGCAGAUAAGAUUAUUGUUUUGAAUAAAGGUAGUGUCCAAGAAGAAGGAUCUCAUGCUGCCUUGUUGGCUGAUGAACAUUCAUUAUAUUCACAAUUAUGGAACAUUCAAGAGAAUUUGGAUAUUGAAAAGAUGUUAAAGGAAGAAGAAGAAGAGAGAUUAAGAGAAGAAAAAGAAAAGGAGCAGAAGUUAUAUUCGGGGAAAUUGCAAAAAUUGUAA